This is a messenger RNA of Rhopilema esculentum, 3885 nucleotides long. RefSeq lists its product as uncharacterized. NCBI's taxonomy places the organism in Eukaryota, Metazoa, Cnidaria, Scyphozoa, Rhizostomeae, Rhizostomatidae. Gene Ontology annotation, molecular function: 3'-5' exonuclease activity; nucleic acid binding. The record is from RefSeq and is a predicted model, not a curated record.
UGCGGAAGCGAGACUUUUCCUUGGAAACGGAAAGUAAUCAACUUUUAUCACCCUAAUUACCACAGACCUACUGGACGGAGAGAAGGGAACAUAAACAUGAUAACACGUGAGAUUUGCAAAGGUACAAAAGUUUAGUUCUUAAAAGAUGGAUGCUACUUCAGGCUUCCACUCACCUGUCAUCAUUGCGAUUCUAGAUGUGGAAACUACCGGACUGGAUGUAAACAAGGAUCGGAUAUUACAACUAGCUUGUCUCAAGUUAGAUGAUCGCGGAAAACUAAUUCAACUUUACGAAACGUACAUAAACCCUGGCAAAGACAUUGGGAAAUUUAUGAACUCUGAAGCAUAUAGAAUAAAUCAUAUUGGUGAAGAUCUUCUCUGCGAUGCACCAACGUUCGCAACAAAGGCCAACGAAAUUUUGGAUUUGUUGUCAGAUGUUGACAUUAUGAUAGGCCACAAUGUUCAGUACGAUUAUGAAAUGCUUAGAAACGAGUUUCAACGGCUGGACAGCGAUGUAAGAACAUUGGAGAGUGAAUCAGACGAAAGUUGGAAUGCUGGUUUGACAGUGAGGGGAUACAAACAGCAGUUCUUAGCGAAGUUUGAUGACCUUAGGUUCAGGCUUGUUGAUACAUAUAAGCUAGCUUUAGUAGCUUUUCCAAUGCAAGGUAGCUACAGUUUGUCAUCCUUGGCAAAUUCCCUUGGAGUUAUAGUGACAAAAAGCAUUGCUUCAAGGUACAAAUGGAAAUCUUCCACAAGUGAGAAAGAGAUUUUUGUAGUAUCAGAUCAACAAAGCAAAGAGAUGAAAUCGCAUAAUGCAAUUACUGAUAUAUUUGAGACAGAGAUUUUAGUAUCAAAAUGUCUUAGUAUUUUGAAGAUAAAUUACAGUGAUAUUAUACAGGGAAAGCACAAGGAAUAUGAAACAAGCAAAGAUCUGAUUGAUGCAACAAACAAAUUGAUGGAGAGGACACCAACAAAAGAAGAACUAACCUCCCUUGCAAGAUUAGUUCCAGAACAAAUGAACAUUAACUUUCCAGAAAGAACAAAAAAGCUUAAAGAUAUGUGUGCAUAUGAUAUAAAGAAAGUAAUACAGUUUCUUUCAAACAGAAGGUCUUUAAUGGAAAAAAGACAGAAAAUGGUAUGUGAAGGAUUUCUGCAUGUUGUGUCUGAUGCAAAACUAUUAGAGGAAUUAAAUCUGAAAAUCAUCAACGAUAAGCAAAAUUCUACAGAACCUAAGAAUGCUGCUCUUACUGGUCAGAUAGACAACAAUGUAGCCAAAACUAAUGCAAGUGUCAAAAUAAAAAAUAUUCUAAGUGAAUCUGGGAGUCAAGAAGAAAUAUCGCCUCCUUUGCAAGCUACGGAUAACGAAAAGGAAUCCAGUGGUAUGAAAAGAGAAUUCAAAAACACUGAAAUAUUGUCAGAUGAUGGCAAAUUAGAGGAAAAUACCGAUUUGCAUACAAAGAUUAAGAAGUUUUGUGAAAGUGCUAACAUGACACAAAAAAAUUCUGGAGAAACUGACCAGCAGUACCAAAGCAUUCCAAAAGAUAAAAAUGAAAGCAGUAAAUUAGCAUAUGAAACACCAGACGAUACUAAAACUGGAUCAAGCUCUAGAUGUGACAAGGAAGAAGACAAUCUUGAUAAAAGUUUUUCUGAGAGUGAAGAAUUUUCUUUUCCUGAAGUUCAAGCUAUAACUCCUGAAAAAGACAAAGAAAAGGAAGAAGCUCGCAAGAAAGAGUUGGUAUUUUCUCCAGAUUUUUAACAGCAAUCAACUGGAAACAAGGAGCUGACACAUGGAAACAAAUCACAUCAUCUGAAAGAGCUGGUAUAGCUUACAUUGUUCUUUAACAAGCAACUAUAUUUAACAUUUUAAAUAAGGAAACCUUUUUUUCUUUAUUUUCCUUUAUGAUAUUUAUUUUAUUUCUUUAGAUCUUUGUAAAAACAAGGUGUCUGAGAAUAAAUUAUGAUUUUGACUAGAUUUUUUAUUAGUUUAUAAAGAGCAUAGUAUUUUAUUAUGUCAUCGGUUUGCACCGUUAAGUUAUCAUUUGCUUUUAUUUAUUGAAUUUGUAUGCAUUGUGUAUCACAAUAGCUAAGUUUGUACAGACAAAAUUUGUAGCAAUAGCUGUUUCUGAUAGCAAUUGUGUUCUUUCUCUUAAAUUUCUUCUCAAAUGUGGGUUUUGCUUGAAGAUUGACCAUAAUUCUUUAAAAGUUGAUUGCUGAAUGCACAUAUGAUUUCCUGCCUUUUAAUUCAAAUGGACAUAGGCUUGUAUGCAAAUGGACACCAACUGGGUAUUUCAACUGUUUUGCAAUUUCUAUGACACUUUUAAGACAACAUUUCAGCAAUCAUGAAAAUAAUUUUUAAACUAUCUUUAAAACGGAGAAAUAUCUGCAGCCAGGGCUAGGCCUAGAGAAAGUUCACUAACCAAAAGAAACCAGUUUCCUGACAACAGGAAAUAUAAAACUGCUUUCCAUUGUUUUGAUGAUAAAUUGAUGAUAAAGGGUAUACAGUUUUUCUAUUGAAUUUGUUUCUUGAUAUAACUAGGCAAUAUGUUUCUAUAAUGCAUUUUAAUGCGGCUCACACUGUUCUUCACAAUUCUAAAAUCAUAACAUACGCUGAUGAUACAGUAAUAUUUGUGUCAGGCAGUUUCAUAGAUGAAAUUGAAGGCAAGCUAAAUAAUGACCUGGGACACCUAAAAGCCUGGUUCGAUGAAAAUGAACUACUGAUAAACUUGAAAAAGGGAAAAACAGAAUCAAUGAUCUUUGGCACAGCUAAACGACUAGGUAAAACAGAGAAAAAGGAGAUGAAAAUUGAAGUAAAUGGAACAUCGAUUGCAGGGACUUUAAGUUACAAAUAUCUUGGAGUACAUCUAGAUCAAUCAUUGAACUUUGCAACCCACUUUGACAAGGUUUUUAAAAAGGCUACAGGAAGAUUAAAUUUGCUUCGACGCAUUAGGAGCUCCAUUGACUCUGCGAGCGCUGAAAUGAUCUAUCGGACCAUGAUAAUGCCUGUUUUUGGGUAUUGUGGUUCGCUGUCCCUCGGAUGGUCUACAUCAUACAAGAAAAGAAUUGAAAGUCUUGAGAGUAGAAGCCUUGAUGUUAUUAGAUCGACCAAGGUUACGUCUGUCAGCUUGCGUGUGCCCAGUAUCAAUGCAGGAGUGAAAAAGAGGUCCUGUAAUUUGGUGUUUGAUACCUUACAAGGCAAUGUUUGUGAUGCAAUGACAGAUUACUUCGUUAUAAAUGCUCAUGGGAAAAAUACUAGAAACGACAAACAUCUAGUCAAGUUGCCUCAAGUGAAAACAGAAUUUGGACGCAAAGGUUUUUACUAUCAGGCAGGAAAGGAAUUUAAUGACCUGCCACUAAGUGCAAGAAAGAUUAAAUCUAGAACUAUUUUUAGACGAUUUUUAGAAACUCAUUUUAUUUGAUGUAAAAUUAUUUUAUCUUUAGAUUGGACUGUAUUGAACUUUUGUAAUCCGUUUUUAGAUCUUACCAUUAAUUUAUUAAGUAUCAGGACCCUAAUGAUAACAGUACAUAUUGUACUGAUAGGUUAUCCUGUUAAAAUAUUCGAUUUAUUAUAUUAUUAUUAUUAUUAUAAAAGUAAAUGGAAGCAUAUCCAGGUUUGCUGUUGAAAAUUACAUUCAAACAAAAUUUCCUGCAUGAAAUGUUACAAGAAGACAAAAAAUAAAAAGAUUAAAUGCUCAACAAACAAGGUUCUUCAGCUUUAAAUUACAAGUACAUACAAUAAAAUGCAACACAAUUUUACCAAUCACAACAAUUUCAAACAUUUAAUUUAUUCCUUAUUCCAAACAUAAAGCUGAACAUAUUUUUAAAAUAUGAAAAUGCAAGUUAUUUAAUUUAAUCAACAAAAAGAUUAUUACGAAUCAUGUUUUUUAAAAA